AUGACAAUUGAAAACUGUGCUGGACAUCAUUAUGAUAUGUAUUGUCUGGAAACAUUAAUUAAUAAAUCAUUUCCAUUAUUACGCAUUGGAAUGACUCGUUCAAUUACAAUGUCACAAAAACAAGCAGCUUCAUUGUUAGCUUGUGCAUUUUUCUGUUUAUUUCCAUAUCGUUCUAGUAAUGAACAGAAUGAUGAAUAUGAAAAUUUUCAAGAUCCAAAUUUUAAUCAACUAUACAAAUAUGGACCUCCACAAAAAAUAGAAAAACUCAAAUGUAUUUUACAUUAUUUUCAACGUAUUACAGAAGAAAUGCCCAAAGGUGUAAUUAGUUUUGGACGCUUUUCAUUACCUGUCAAUUCCAUCCCAGAUUGGUCAAGUUCAAUCAAAAAUCUCUGUGGUAUACAUUUGACCACGGGUGAAAAAAUCGAAGAUGUAAAAUGUGCUCUACAGGUUGAUUUUGCUAAUAAAUAUAUUGGAGGUGGUGUUUUAGGUGCCGGUUGUGUACAAGAAGAAAUUCGUUUUACUAUUUGUCCUGAAAUGCUUGUUAGUUUACUUGUAUGUGAAAAGAUGGAGGUCAAUGAAUGUAUCUUUCUUAUUGGAUGUGAACAAUAUUCAUCAUACAAAGGUUAUGCCAACUCAUUUCAAUUUGAUGGAGACUAUAAAGAUAACACAUCUAAAGAUAAUUGGGGUCGAAAAUGGUGUCAUGUCGUAGCAAUGGAUGCUGUUUGUUUUUAUGAUCCAACCUUACAAUAUGAUAUGAAAUAUGUGCAACGUGAGUUAAUCAAAGCUUACACAAGUUUCUAUCCUCAAGCAACGAAAAUCGAAAGAGAAAAUAUGUUUGGUAUUGCUACUGGAAAUUGGGGUUGUGGUGCAUUCAAUGGCGAUAGACAAUUGAAAGCAAUUAUUCAAUUAAUGGCCGCUUCAGAAGCUGGACGUCCACUAAUUUAUGCAGCUUAUCUAGAUAAAAAUUUGGUUAAAUCAUUCUAUGAAGUUUAUGAAUAUUUAUUCAGUCAACGAGCAAGAGUACGGCAUUUAUAUCGAUAUCUUGAACGUUAUUCUAUAGAAAAUAAUCGAAGAUCGCUAUUCGAAUAUAUUCUUAAAACACCAAUGUCUUCUCUUCAGUCAUAA
Molecule: messenger RNA, 1125 nt
Organism: Rotaria sp. Silwood1
Lineage: Eukaryota; Metazoa; Rotifera; Eurotatoria; Philodinida; Philodinidae
Source: the annotation of a GenBank genome assembly